This is a messenger RNA of Thamnophis elegans (Western terrestrial garter snake), 1407 nucleotides long. Its product is annotated as 5'-AMP-activated protein kinase subunit beta-1. Gene Ontology annotation, molecular function: protein kinase binding. The transcript has 8 exons. Gene Ontology annotation, cellular component: nucleotide-activated protein kinase complex; cytoplasm; nucleus. Gene Ontology annotation, biological process: signal transduction. NCBI's taxonomy places the organism in Eukaryota, Metazoa, Chordata, Lepidosauria, Squamata, Natricidae. The record is from RefSeq and is a predicted model, not a curated record. Bases 152 to 967 code for a protein of 271 amino acids.
GGAGGGGCGUGGCCGGAAGGCGGAGUCCGGAAGUGAAGGGACCGGGUGGUUUUUGCGGUCUGCAUCGGCGGCUCACCGGGCGCAAGGUCAACUAGCCAGCCACCGAAAUAAAAGAUUGCCCAUCGCCAUCCCCUGACCCCCCUCGACAGCCAUGGGGAACACCAGCAGUGAACGCCAGGGGGGUGAGCGCCAGGGGGGUCACAAGACCCCUCGAAGAGACAGCCCUGGGGGAUCAAAGGAGGGAGACAGGCCCAAGAUUUUGAUGGACAGUCCCGAAGAUGCUGACCUCUACAAUGCUGAAGAAAUGAAGGCUUCGAUGGAGAAGCACGAAUUCCUCGCUUGGCAACACGAUCUGGAGGUGAGCGACAAGGCUCCCACCCAGGCCCAGCCGACUGUCUUCCGGUGGACUGGCGGAGGCAAGGAAGUUUAUUUAUCGGGCUCCUUCAACAACUGGAACAAACUCCCGCUGACUCGGAGCCACAACAAUUUCGUAGCCAUCCUCGAUCUCCCAGAAGGCGAACACCAGUACAAGUUCUUCGUAGACGGACAGUGGACACAUGAUCCUUCCGAGCCUGUCGUGACCAGCCAACUAGGAACCGUCAAUAAUGUGAUCCAAGUGAAGAAGACCGACUUCGAAGUCUUUGAUGCUUUAAUGGUCGAUUCCCAAAAGUGCUCCGACGUGUCAGAAUUGUCGAGCUCGCCCCCCGGACCGUAUCACCAGGACCCCUACAUCGUCAAGCCGGAAGAGAGGUUCAAGUCGCCCCCAAUCCUUCCUCCCCACCUGUUGCAAGUCAUCCUCAACAAAGACACUGGGAUUUCCUGCGACCCGGCGCUCCUUCCUGAACCUAAUCAUGUCAUGCUAAACCACCUCUACGCCCUCUCCAUCAAGGAUGGCGUGAUGGUGCUCAGUGCCACCCACCGUUACAAGAAGAAAUACGUGACCACGUUGCUGUACAAGCCCAUAUGAGAGAGGGCAGGGACAGCGGACUCGUCCGAGAGAGAGGAAUUGCUGUCACAAAUCACCCCAGCAUCAUCCUUGCUGUUAAAACCGUCCCGUCCCAUUCCCCCAGCACACACACACAGACACAGAGAGAGAGAGAGUAUCCCGUUUAGUUGAACUGGUGCCUUGCUUUCUCCCCACCUGUUCUUUGGAUCCAGAUUUAGCAGCUGUGGUUUUGCUCCCAUCAAGCGUGAAGCUGCCUGCAAGACACCCAGAGGACAUCCAAACUGUGUGGGCCAGUUGAACCGUCGAGAAUUAAAUCCUCCCAACGCUUCCCACCCCAAGGUCACAGGAUGGCUUAACGGCUGCCAAAGAGGGACAAGGGGGUCUCGAAUCCUGAAAACGUCCGUCUCGUCAUCCUAGACCUGUUCCGUCACCCCGUCACCUGUUUCGUUUUUAAUUUUUUU